UUCGCUCACUCCAACGGCUAUCGUCUAGUAGUGUGUACAUACACAGUGUGUUCCGAAUGCAGUAUAAGUUGGUUGAGUUAGGUUAGAUUACUGUAAGACAAUAUUUUUCCUGUUUAAUCACAUUGAAACCAAGCAAAUCAUAGUGACUCAGUUCAUAGCAUUUUGCAAUUUACCUAUUCCAAGUGUUUACUUUGUGAAUAUUAUAACCGUAUCCACAUUUAAUCACAAUGGAUUUGUCAACCAUAUCACUUACAGCAAUUUCUGCUGGAAGCAAACAAGUUAUCUCGACGCUCUUAAACCCUGCGAAAGUCCUACCAUCUGAAAAUGGUUUACCAAGAGAUUGGAGAGGUUUGGCAUAUUUGCUAGAAUUCAAUGUAGAAGUCAUAUCAUUGCUUUCGUCACAUUCUGAUCCAACAAUACAUAUGUUCACAAUAUUGGAGCAAAAACAAGAAAAUAUUACAAUAAAGGAUUUUCAAAGGAUGAUGGAACAAAUCAACAGAUGGGACAUUAUUGAUGAUACUGAAGACAUGUUUGAAAAGGAUGCUAUAAGAUGUUUGGAGGAAAAGCAGAGAGCUCAAGUAUCAGCAGAUAUGAUAGAACAAAAUAUUGAUAAUGAAAUACUUACACAAGGUGAUAUUCAUAGAUUGAGAGAAGGCUUAGAAAUACAAUAUUAUGAUGCGUUUCUCUUAUAUGCAGAUGAAGAUAUUAGUUUUGCAAAUGAGAUGGUAGAAAAACUUGAAACAGGAUAUCAGUUAAAGUUAUGUUUAAAAGACCGAGAUCUGGUUGCAGGUAUAACAUUUGAACAUGAAGCAGUAAUGAAAAUAAUAAAAGAACGAUGCAAUAGAGUAUUGAUUAUAGUAUCACCUAAUUUCUUAGUAAGCGCUGCAAACAAAUUUUUCUUAAACUACACACAAGCUUUAAGUAUUGAUACACGACAGAGAAAAAUCAUACCCUGUUUAUAUAAAAGAUGUGAAUUACCAAUGCAAUUAAAAUACAUGUUUCUUUUGGAUUACAAUCGUAGAGGAUUGUAUGACUUUUGGGGUAGAUUACAUGAUUCUAUAAAAGUUCUAAAUUCUAGUGUUACAUGCACACAGAAGAUUACAGAAGUAACAAAUACUUUGCCAAAUAUAUGUAAUGAUAUAGCUCAAGUCCCUCAAGUAACAAAAGAAGAAACGUCACAAAAUAUGCAACAAAAGAUUGAAAACUGUGUUAACAAAAAUAUAAAUGAUACUAAAGCUUUAAGUUCUGGAACCAAAAAUAAAAUGUUAAAAUGGGUAAAAGGUGCAGCUAAUCGAAAAACGAAGCAAACUAAGCAAAAUGAUGCUUUAAUUGUGGAGAAACUUCAAAAUUUGCCAUCACUAGAUAACUUAGAUAGUUUAACCAGUAAUUCAACCAAUAAUUUAACCGGCAAUUCAACCAAUAAUUUAAUCAGUAAUUCAACCACUGAUAUAUAUAAAAAAAAGAAAAAGAAGAACUUAUUUGAUAAGUUUACAAAGAAGGGACAAAUGAGAAAAAUAGCUAUGCAAGUAUGAUAAAAAAAAUCUACGUAUAAGAAGAAUAUUUUGUAUAAAAUUAUAUAUUUUGACAACACACAUGUUUGCACAAAAAUGAGGAAGAAAACGUGAAGUUUAUAGAUUUCUAAUCUAAUAUAUAUACAUAUAUAUAUAUAUAUAUA
Odontomachus brunneus is the source of this 1675-nucleotide messenger RNA. It is a transcript of the gene Myd88, whose product is annotated as myeloid differentiation primary response protein MyD88-A. Gene Ontology annotation, cellular component: plasma membrane. Gene Ontology annotation, molecular function: TIR domain binding; Toll-like receptor binding. The record is from RefSeq and is a predicted model, not a curated record. Gene Ontology annotation, biological process: defense response to Gram-positive bacterium; Toll signaling pathway; innate immune response. The transcript has 7 exons. NCBI's taxonomy places the organism in Eukaryota, Metazoa, Arthropoda, Insecta, Hymenoptera, Formicidae. The coding region runs from base 228 to 1532 and encodes 434 amino acids.